GGAGAAUCUGAAUAGCCGACCCAAAUUCUUCGUUUUGGAUUUUUUUUCGACCCAUGGUGUGCUCGACAGCUGAAAAUCUAACGUGAAGUCCCAGAAGAAGAUUACCAUCAAACAACAUUAUAGCAUGAUUUUCUUAUGAAGGUGAUCCCGGAGUUCCGGUGAGGGGGGAGGAGCCUGGCCAUGCGCCUGGGCCUGGCUUCUGUGCUGGUCGUGUUGCUGGGUUCCCUCUUUCGCACGCCCCUCGUCUCCGCACUCGCUUCACGCACGACAAAGGAUGACGACGUUUCGGCCUCUUCGACAUUCUCAGGCUUGGGCAACUAUACUUCAGCAGGCAGUUUCCGGCGCUCGUUAGACGACCACGCCAACAACCAUAUUGACGAGUUCGAGGUCGACGAGGUGUCGGGGAACUUGGGAAAAGGGGGUCCUCUAGUUGGGAAUUUGAAAAAGACUGAUAAUAUUGUGAAGAAGACGUUGUACGUUGGGUAUUUGACGGCCGUUAGGCAGUUGAAAGAGCGGCAAGGUCUGGCUAUUUCUGGAGCUAUAAAGAUGGCUUUAGAUCAGGUAAAUAACAGUACGAGCAUACUACCGAACGUGCAUCUCGAAUUAAAAUGGAACGACACCAAAGGCGAGACUGUUUUGGCUACAAAAGCGAUGACGGACAUGAUUUGCGAGGGCGUGUCUGCGUUUUUCGGACCGGAGGGUACUUGCCACGUCGAGGCCAUCAUUUCGCAAGCCAGGAAUAUACCUAUGAUAAGUUACAAAUGUUCAGACUAUAAGGCUUCAGAAGUACCAACCUUUGCGAGAACUGAACCGACUGACACGCAGGUUACCAAAUCUGUUAUAUCCCUUUUAACCUAUUACAAAUGGAAGAAGUUUUCCAUCAUCUAUGACCAAACCUACGCCACAGUGGCUACAUCUUUGCAAGAGCAGGCCACGGAGAGAAAUAUGACCGUUAAUUUCAUGAAAGAGGCCAUGGAUUCGCACAAUUGUUGUCAAGAUAAUUUACCGUGUUGUCAAAUCAGCAAUUGGUACAAUAUAAUCCAGGAUACCAAAAAUAGAACAAGAAUUUAUGUCUUCAUUGGGACGCCGAUCGCCUUGGUGGAACUGAUGGACGCAAUGCAGACAUCCAAAUUGUUCGAUAAAGGCGAAUAUUUCCUGAUCCACGUAGAUAUGAACACCUACUCCGACGAAUCUGCUUACCAGUAUCUAUGGAUACCUAAAAAUUUGAAAUACAAUAACUGUAAAGACUUGGGGGAUCCCAUCGGUUCAGAGAAGAAAGCAAAGUCUUUGUUCGUGAUUGCGCCCACCGCACCUACUGAAAAAUUCGAGGAAUUCACCGCCAAAGUGCAGGAUUAUAAUUCGAAGGAACCGUUCAAUUUCGUGGUUUCCAAAAUUUUAGCACCAGAUUUCGAAAAGUUUGUCAGCAUAUACGCAGCAUAUCUUUUCGAUGCUGUACAGCUAUACGCUUCAGCACUGGACUAUCUUUUGCGCCAGGAAGAGGUUUUAACCGAUGCUGUUAUCGCUGAAGUGGCAAGCAACGGGACCAAAAUUAUAGAAACCAUUAUCAAGAUUAACGGAACAUACAAAAGUAUAACCGGUGCACUGAUGAGAUUGGACAAGAACGGCGACUCCGAAGGAAAUUAUUCUGUGAUAGCUUUUUCUGAACCUCCAAAUAAGAUUGUCAGGUAUAACUUCAGCUGCGAUUACCAAAUGAGACCUGUCGGUCAGUUCUAUCAGUCCUCUGACGUCAACAACUCACUUCCAAGAUACGAAUUGAACGUUAACACCCAAAUCUACUGGCCAGACGGCUACAACAGGCCUAAAGACCAACCGAGCUGCGGCUUCGACAACGAGCUCUGUCCCAAACCGAACACCCAACUCAACAGCAUCAUCGCUGCAGGUGUUCUGGCCAUUAUGCUCUUCUGUUUUGGAGUCAUCACCAUGAGCAUAUACAGAAAGUGGAAGAUAGAGCAAGAGAUAGAAGGGCUGUUGUGGAAGAUUAGCCGGGAGGAGAUUCAGGAUUAUUUUAACAGAGACAUCGUCUCGAGUCCUAGCCGGUUGAGUUUAGCCAGCGCUAGUACGUACGAAUCCAGAGGCGGCCUUCAGGUGUUCGCCACCACGGCCCAGUACAGGGGCGUAGUUGUUAGGAUAAAAGAAUUGAACUUUUCGAGGAAAAAGGACAUUUCGCGCGAAGUUAUGAAAGAGAUGCGUCUGCUGAGGGAGCUCAGGCACGACAAUGUCAACUCCUUCAUCGGAGCAUGCGUGCAACCCACCUCAAUUUUACUAGUCACUGAUUAUUGUGCCAAAGGAAGCUUAUACGAUAUUGUAGAAAAUGAAGAUAUUAAGUUGGACAAAAUGUUUGUAGCGUCUUUAGUUCAUGAUCUCAUCAAGGGUAUGUUGUAUAUACACAAUUCAAUGUUAGUUAGCCAUGGUAAUUUAAAGUCUUCGAACUGUGUCGUCACCAGCAGAUGGGUGCUUCAAGUAACGGAUUUUGGCCUGUCGGAAAUGAGGCAGUGUGCAGAAAGUGAUAGUAUAGGUGAACACCAGUAUUAUAGAAAUUUAUUUUGGAAAGCUCCAGAAAUCUUAAGACACCCUAGUCAUUAUCUUCGCGGGAACCAAAAGGCAGACGUUUACAGCUUUGCUAUUAUUCUCUACGAGAUUCUCGGAAGAAAGGGACCGUUUGGCAUCACUGGAUAUGAACCAAAAGAGAUAGUAGAUAUGGUGAAGAUACCGAAUGGAGAGGAACCUUUCAGACCCGACGUACAGGCAUUGUACGAUUCCGAAUUAGGCUGUGAUGAUUAUGUUAUACAAUGUAUGAAAGACUGCUGGGCCGAAAAUUUAGACGAUAGACCAGACUUCGCUACUAUACGGACGAGGUUGAAGAGAAUGAAGGACGGAAAGAAUAAAAAUAUUAUGGAUCAGAUGAUGGACAUGAUGGUUUCGUAUGCAAAUAAUUUAGAAGAACUGGUCAACGAGCGAACGAGAUUGUUGUACGAAGAAAAAAUGAAAACUGAGGAUUUAUUGCAUAGGAUGUUGCCAAAACCUGUAGCACAAAAACUAACCAAAGGACUCGGUAUCGAGCCCGAAUCAUUCGACUUAGUCACCAUUUACUUCAGCGACAUUGUCGGUUUUACUGCGUUGUCGGCAGAAAGCACGCCCUUGCAAGUCGUUAAUUUUCUCAAUGAUCUCUACACAGUAUUCGACAGCAUCAUCAAGGGCUACGACGUCUACAAGGUGGAAACUAUCGGUGACGCCUAUAUGGUGGUGUCUGGUUUACCUAUAAGAAAUAUGAACAGACAUGCCGGCGAGGUGGCGUCCAUGGCGCUGGAUCUACUAGCAGCUGUCAAAAAUCAUCCCAUACCUCAUAGGCCGGGUCAUUCUUGCUGUAUACGCAUCGGCAUUCAUACAGGUCCUGUAGUCGCUGGUGUAGUAGGUUUGACGAUGCCAAGGUACUGCUUGUUUGGGGACACAGUCAAUACAGCAUCUCGAAUGGAAAGUAACGGAGAGCCUCUCAAGAUACACAUCAGCCCCCAAUGUAAAGAAGCUCUGGAUAAACUUGGAGGUUAUAUCGUGGAGGAAAGAGGCAUAGUGAAUCUUAAAGGAAAAGGAGAGGUAAAGACGUACUGGUUGACGGGAGCUACGGAGCUAGCGAUACAGAGGCGCGAAGUCGAUCUGGCCGAGUUGCCUCCGUUGUUUUGUCGACCGAGAAAGAGUCCCAAGCUGAAUUCGGAUUCUAGACAGCCAUCGGUGUGUAUAGGAUUCGAAGGACUGCUCAGUAGACGGCAUUCUAGUGUACCAAGAGACUCGGGAGGGUCUAAAUUAACUAUCAAUACCGCGUUCGGCAGCCAACUUAUCGAGCUGUCAGAGGAGAAUAGAAAGCCGCGAACGAGGCGAGUGCUGUCCAGCAUAGCCUCAAGCUGCGACGAACACCAAAGAAGCCAGGGAAUGCUGAACAAGAUCCGUGAAUCCAAAUCCCUAGACCCACUUCCGGUGUCAAAAACCAACAAAGCCUCGGACCUUCUCGACAAAUUCUUAAACGGAGGCAGAAGAUCCAUGAGGUCCUUAGAGAACUGUGACAAAAUCAGCGAGAUCCAAAUCAUAGCCCUACCAGAGGACAAGAUGAUCAAUAACAACUUCCCCAACGGGAAUCUCUUAAAUAUUCCUAGGGAAACUAUCAAUGUUUACGGGGAUGACGUUCAGUCGCCACUCCUCAAUAUCAAUAAUCAGAUUCCGGUUACUAUAAGGAGGAGAGGGGGCAGUGCCGUGGAUGAUAUGCCGGAGAGUGAGUUCUCAAAGAAGUGGCGAUCUUUGGAAGCAGUUUCAACAUCCUGCGCCCAACUAUCUGACGUUCCCAGCAAAAAAUCAAUCUCCAAGAACGUGAAGAGCUGGUUGAUGGGUUUGUUCAACGGUAACGGCAUCAAAUCCAGCAAUUCCUCAUUGAGAAAAGGCGUUAUGAACGAGUACAACAAUCUGCAACCAGAAAAGGAAAGCAUCGUUUAAGGAAAAUCGAAAUAUUGGAGAUACUGCGGGAGUUGGAACUCUUUUCGAGACUAUUUAAAGUUGUUUGGGAGUUUAUGUAAAAUUUUAUUAGGCCGGGUUCUUCAAUUUGAACUUCGGUGGUUGUUUUAGGUAGCACCUUGGAUUAUAUAUACCCCAAUGGGGUGCCGUUCUGUCAAAAGCGUUCACUAAAUAUUUUAUGAUUUAUAAAAUCAUAUAAAAAAGUCUUUGAUAUAGUAAGAAUAUUCAGUGUGGGGCGUUUUCUACUUAGCUAUUAAAAUAUUUCCAAAAAUGUUGGAUGUUUGGCACAUUGUCAAUCAGAAAUGUGGUUUUGUGAUGAAAGGAAGGUUGUGGCAAAGAGUUUAUGUAAGUAUAUAUACUAUUUUGUUUAUUCUAUUUGCUUUAAUUAGUCACAAGUUUAUAGUUUCUUUGGUAAUGUGCUCUUUUGCUAACUGGUAUAAUAUUUCAGUUAAAUCUUGGACUAUUCUAUAGAUAAAGUCACGUUCAGAUGGCAGUGUACGGAUAUAGGAUAACAGCGUUGCCAAUUCUACUGCCAUUGUAAGUUUUGCUACUUUUGUAAAAUAAGCAGGGCCAAACUCACGGUAAAUUAAGAUA
Molecule: messenger RNA, 5112 nt
Organism: Diabrotica balteata
Lineage: Eukaryota; Metazoa; Arthropoda; Insecta; Coleoptera; Chrysomelidae
Source: the annotation of a GenBank genome assembly